AUGGCCGCCGUUUCCGAUUCCAAAAAGAACGACGAGCAGACGAUCAAGGUCGCAUCAAAGAAGGACCCUAAGAACAAGCCCGAUGGCCCUAUCAAGCUCAAGAAGCCCGCACCGAAGUACAACAAGCCAGGAAAUUGGAGAGAAGGCAGCAUCGUCGAAGAAGAUAAGAAAUCGAAGAAAGAAGAAUCCACAUCUAUAUCGGUCGCUUCCCCCGGACCCGUCGUCAACCCCCUCGAUGACAUCGCGCGCGAAGCCUUUGCCACUGGCCGGCCGCUAGAGGAUACUCCCGACCUACAACAAUGCAAGCACUGCAAGAAGAGCAUCCUCAAAACAGCCGCCAAGGCCCACAUCGCUCAAUGCCUCAAACUGAAGAAGGAGAAGGCCCAGCGGAAAAAGGAGGCGAGAGAGGCCCGUGAGCGAGCCAAGGAAGCUGCGCGCGAAGAGGAAGCUAGAAAGGCAGAUGAGGAUCCUGAUGGCAAAGGCGAAGAAGAUAGUGACGGCGAGGAAGAUGGCGGCGACAACAAGAAGGCUAUCGGAAAUAAAACUGCAAAGAAGACCGGCGGGAAGAAGACCGACGGUGACACCGGCAAAGGCAAGAAGCGCAAGGCAGAUGGCGACGCGGAGAAGGGACCUAAGCAAAAGAAGAAGAAGGAAGAACCGAAACCAAAGGCCCCAAAACCGAAAGGUCCCGUGGACGUCGAACGACAAUGUGGUGUUCUGUUGCCCAACGGACAGCCUUGCGCAAGGUCUCUUACGUGUAAGAGUCAUAGCAUGGGAGCAAAACGCGCUGUCGCGGGUAGAUCUCUUCCUUAUGACAUGCUUCUGGCGGCUUAUCAGAAGAAGAACCAGGCCAAACAGCAGAAGGCUGCUCUCGAUGCCAACGCUCCGCUAGAGGACGAAGAUGAAGUCAAUGCCGGGCCGGUUGACUCGGACGAAGAGACCGCUGCUGUGAUGAGUGCGCUGGCGCACUGGAAACCGCAACCCGUGGUGCCGCAACCAGUGCUCAUUCCUAUUAAAAGGCAGUAUCAACUGGCUCGACUUCAUGAGCAGCUGCAAAUGGCUACGAAUGGUGGAAGAACCAACAUUUUCAAAGUCAACGGCUUUGGGGCGCAGAGACUGCCUCACGGUCACCCGGGACUCAUUGACACGGAGGACGCGCCGGGCGAGCCUGAUACGGCUGAGAUGAACUUCGGAGGCGCUCGCAGAUCUUCCAGCUUCAGCAUGCAAAGUCAUCCCCAACGGCGGCCGUCGGUGACAAGCAGAGGAUAG
Messenger RNA from Colletotrichum orchidophilum, 1269 nucleotides. RefSeq lists its product as uncharacterized. The transcript is spliced from 5 exons. Lineage: Eukaryota; Fungi; Ascomycota; Sordariomycetes; Glomerellales; Glomerellaceae. The record is from RefSeq and is a predicted model, not a curated record. Bases 1 to 1269 code for a protein of 422 amino acids. Gene Ontology annotation, cellular component: SAGA complex. Gene Ontology annotation, biological process: regulation of transcription by RNA polymerase II; regulatory ncRNA-mediated heterochromatin formation; RITS complex assembly.